This is a messenger RNA of Saccoglossus kowalevskii, 702 nucleotides long. Its product is annotated as protein canopy homolog 4-like. NCBI's taxonomy places the organism in Eukaryota, Metazoa, Hemichordata, Enteropneusta, Harrimaniidae. The record is from RefSeq and is a predicted model, not a curated record.
CGUGUAACAACACAUGGACGCUUGGAAGUAGGUGGAAGGAACCGCGUCCUUGUCUCCAUUAGUUCUGAGUGCGAUUACUGUGAUUUUUUGUUUUGCGUUUAAAGACAGGAGAUGACGAAACUUGGUUCUGUGCUUACCAUUUUAUCUCUUUUCGCAUGUGUAGUUGGAAAUACUGAGCGCGACGCAGACGAUCCUCACAGAGAGCCGUCAAAAUGUGAAGUGUGCAAAAUCUUUGCUACAGAACUACAGAGUGAAUUUGACAGAACUGGACGUUCCAAAGAAGUGAUUGGCGUGGGUCACCAGCUAGAUAAAAAGGGAGACAGGAAAAAAAUGAUCAAAUAUCACACUUCGGAGAUGCGAUUUAUUGAGGCCACUGACAAUAUUUGUGACAAGGUCCUAGAGUACAAUUUACACGCCGAAAGACAAGGAAGUCGCAGGUUUGCCAAGGGUCAGAGUGAAACGUUCGAAACAUUGCAUGGAUUGGUAGAUAAAGGAGUGAAAGUAGAUCUUGGAAUUCCGUAUGACAUGUGGGAUUUACCGUCAGCAGAAAUCACAUCUAUGAAAAAAUAUUGUGAAUCAUUGAUGGAAAGUUUUGAAGAUGACAUAGAAGAAUGGUAUUACCACCAUCAAAGUGAGGGUUCCUUGCUGACAUAUCUGUGUGAAGAAAGGGCAUUGCCAAAAGCAGAAACUGACCAGAAUUGA